CUCUCUCUGUCGCCUCCAGCCACAGCAGGAACGCAGCAUCCACCAUGUCCUCUUUCACCCGCUCUUACUCGCACUCCCUCAGGUCCUCCGUGGGGGGCACCUCCAUGAGGUCCGGCAGUGUGUACGGUGGGGCCGGAGGCUCCGGAGUGCGCAUCUCCUCCUCCUCCUCCAUGGGUGGAGGGCUUGGUGCCAGCCACGGCGGUGCUUACUCGUCCUCCAUCAGCUACAGCAUGUCCGGCAUGGAUGAAAGUCUGAUCGGCAACGAGAAGUUCACCAUGCAGAACCUGAACGACCGCCUGGCCUCCUACCUGGAGAAGGUGCGCAAGCUGGAGAAAUCCAACGCCGAGCUGGAGCUGAAGAUCAGGCAGUUUGUGGACAGCAAGGUCGGCCCGGCCACCCGAGACUACAGCGCCUUCUUCGUCACCAUCAGCGACAUCACUGCGAAGAUUCAGGCUGCGACCAAAGUGAAUGGAGCCAUCCACCUGAGCCUCGACAACGCCCACCUGGCUGCAGACGACUUCAGGACAAAGUAUGAGAACGAGCUCGCCAUGCGUCAGUCGGUGGAGGCCGACAUCAUCGGGCUCAAGAGGGUCCUGGAUGAGCUGACUCUGGCUAAGAGCGACCUGGAGAUGCAGGUCGAGGGCCUGAAGGAGGAGCUGAUCUUCCUCAAGAAGAACCACGAGGAGGAGCUGCUGGCCAUGCGGACACAGAUGAGCGGUCAGGUCCACGUGGAGGUGGACGCUGCUCCUCAGCAGGACCUCACCAAGGUCAUGGCUGAGAUCCGAGAGCACUACGAGGGCAUCGCUGCCAAAAGCCAGAAGGAGCUCCAGUCCUGGUUCCAGAGCAAGACAGAGGCUCUGAACAAAGAGGUGAUCACUCAGACCACCUCGCUGCAGACAUCCAGGUCAGAGGUCACCGAGGUGAAGCGCACGCUGCAGUCUCUGGAGAUCGAGCUGCAGUCCAUGUUGGGCAUGAAAGCAUCCCUGGAGGCGACUCUGGCUGAGACACAGAACCGCUACUCCGUGCAGCUCUCAGGGUACCAGAUGCAGGUGAGGUCGCUGGAGGAGCAGUUGACACAGCUUAGGGCCGACCUCGAGCGGCAGGGGCACGAGUACCAGGUGCUGCUGGACAUCAAGACCAGGCUGGAGAUGGAGAUCGCCGAGUACAGGAGGCUGCUGGACGGAGAGACCGCCAGCAGCACCAGCACCAGCACCACAUCCUCCACGAGCACCACAACCAAGCGGGUGGUGACAGUGGUGGAGGAGGUGGUUGAUGGGAAGGUGGUCUCCUCCUCCUCCAAGACCUCCUCCAUCGUGACCUCCUCCUGAGCCACUGCCGACAGCCAAUCAGGAUCAGCGUUUCCUCCAUGGGUGCUGAAAAUAAAACAUGAGUCCAGAUAAAAA
Molecule: messenger RNA, 1403 nt
Organism: Archocentrus centrarchus (flier cichlid)
Lineage: Eukaryota; Metazoa; Chordata; Actinopteri; Cichliformes; Cichlidae
Product: keratin, type I cytoskeletal 13-like
Exons: 8
Coding region: 45-1328 (427 amino acids)
Cellular component (GO): cytoskeleton
Molecular function (GO): structural molecule activity
Source: RefSeq, a predicted model, not a curated record